AUGAUUCCGCCAAUCGAGCAGGGCGCUGUGUUUGUGAUUGGGCUGCAAAAGGCGGGGACAAGCCAGCUGCACGCCAUCCUGCUGCGCGUGCUUGGGCUCGUCAGUGCAGAGCACGCCGGGCCUGAGGCCCUGGGCAACAAGGAACUCCAUUUCUUUGAAGGCAAGCACUCUGAUUGCGCCCUCAACGCCUCCUCGCCCGCCCUUGCGUGCCUCGCCUCCUUCUCGCGGCAAGCAAAGAUGGCGCGAAUGCUGCAGAAUGGGUGGGUCACCGACGCGACACCCGAUUACUUUGGCAGUCCACGAGCGCUUCGCGCCCUGCCGCUGACGUUCCCACCCAGGGAGGGCGUGCUGCCGCGCGUCAGGAUCAUCCUCACGCUUCGCGAACCCACCGACCGCGCCUUCUCGGCCUACAUCAACAACCGGCGCCAGUGCCUCCUGCCUCGCCUGCCGGCUGCAGUCCUGGCGGACCCGGUGCGGCGCGAGGCCGCGGAGCGGAUGCGCUCCUUUCGCUGCGAGCCACGCACCUUUGAGGAGGCGGUGCAGGACGAGAUGGCGGCUCUCCUAUCCAGCUGCUGGCCAUCAAACGCCAGCAGCACAGUCACCCCGCACCCACGCAAGAGUGCCGCCUUGGACUUGGCGGCGCGGUUUGCCCAGCAGUGGGACAUCUCGCCGGUCAACGUCUGGGAGAACUACAUGCGCUGGUCGCCGCCGUGGCCUGUGGCUCCCAGGCCGCUGCCGGAGGAGGGGCAGUGCGCCCUCGAGAGCUGCUGGAUCCAGCCUGUCUUCCCGAAUCGUCGCGGCUGCAAGGGGUACCUUGCCAACUCGCUCGUGGCGGCCAAGCUGCGGCUCUGGUCGGCUGCCUACGGCCCUCAGCUGCUCGUCGUAAGCUUUGAGGACACGACGUCCGAGCCCGCAGGGACGGCAGAGAGGCUUGCAGCCUUCCUGGGCGUGCCGCGCACGGCGCUCGAGGAGCGCCGGUCGUCUCUCGAGGCGCUCUCCGACCACAGCUGCUGGCACAGCUGUGGCCACAAGCAGCGUCUUGCCGCGGAGCAGCCGGCAAACUUCAGCACCGUGCUCCCUGCAGUGCGCUCCGCCCUCGAUCUCUUCUUUUCGCGCGAUCAGAGAGAUCUGGGGGCGUUUCUCUCCCAGGCGCAAGUCCCUGGAUCGGAGCGUGUUCUGGCCAGGAUGCCACGGCGCGCGUGUGGCCGUUGCGGAAGUUGGCGGCGAUCAGCGGCAGGCGGCUGA
Messenger RNA from Emiliania huxleyi CCMP1516, 1245 nucleotides. RefSeq lists its product as hypothetical. NCBI's taxonomy places the organism in Eukaryota, Haptophyta, Isochrysidales, Noelaerhabdaceae. Gene Ontology annotation, molecular function: sulfotransferase activity. The coding region runs from base 1 to 1245 and encodes 414 amino acids. The transcript has a single exon. The record is from RefSeq and is a predicted model, not a curated record.